UCAGCAAAAUGGUCAACAAACGCACAGUCACCGAACUCAGUCUGUUUGCCGGUCUCAUCGUGUGUAAGCGAUGGUUGUUUUCAGAACAUUUUCAGAGUUAAACCAUAAUUAUUUUUCAGCGAUGCACGUCGCCUACUACACCAUCCAGAAUAACCCGUCGCUCGUGGCUCCACAUCAGAGGCAAGAACUGUUCUACGUGAGAUGGCUGAAAGAGAAGAUCCCAGCAUUGAGACCAUAUGGUGUUACCGAUGACAAGACACCGAAAGCCGAUCAGUGAAUGAUAAUUUAUAUUUUUUUAUUCCUGUAAUUGUCAACCUACCCAUCAAUCAUUUCCUUUUUCCUCCUGAAAACUAAUUAGUCGCAUAGAAGUUCUCUUUUUUAUGUGUCCGUCUCAAAAAUAGUAGAUAAACCUGACCUCCGGAUGAA
Caenorhabditis elegans is the source of this 426-nucleotide messenger RNA. RefSeq names its product Complex I-B8 (gene Y11D7A.10). The record is from RefSeq and is marked reviewed. The transcript is spliced from 2 exons. Lineage: Eukaryota; Metazoa; Nematoda; Chromadorea; Rhabditida; Rhabditidae. The coding region runs from base 71 to 277 and encodes 68 amino acids.